GUCACUCUUAUUCAUCUUGCUUUUGACUGCUAUUUAAAUAAUGUAUGUUGUAUUGUUAAUUAAUGGCAAUAUCGAAUUAAACCCCCCUGAAACGAACAUAUUUAUUAUGCAGGCACAUCCAAUCUAUUUUUAACUCUUACGCAGUCCGUGCACGUUGUGUAAUGGGCUUUGGUUGCUGAGUUUUUCUUUUCAGUAAGGGGGUAGCGUUAGGCUGAUUUUCAGCAGAUGUGACAAGUGGCCCUUGCAGUGGUCAGCUUCAAGCUUUGAACCCUUCCUUGGAAGAAAAGAAGGGGGGGCAGGAAGCCCUUGCCGCUGCAGCUUUUUUUUUUAAAAAAACCCCACCUUAGAUGAGGACAUCUCCCCCCCCCCCCCCCAUUCCCUCCUGUUCUUGCCAUUGAUAAGUUCAGCUAUUCUGAUACAGUCUCUUCAAGCAAGCAGCUUUUGAAUACAGCUUUCAUCUAUUUAUUUAUUUUUAGAAGACCAAGAUUUCAAUGACUUUCCAACGCUUUGUAUAAAAAUGGUUGGGUGCAUUGUCAUUCUAAAACAUCAUUAAGACAUAUUUACAGAUGACCAUCAUGUCUCACCUAAAAGAUCUCAAAGAUGACUUCCACAGUGACACUGUCCUCUCCAUCUUAAAUGAACAGCGCAUUCGGGGUGUUUUGUGUGAUGUCACUAUAAUUGUAGAAGACACCAAAUUCAAAGCCCAUAGCAAUAUCCUGGCUGCUUCAAGCCUUUAUUUCAAAAAUAUAUUUUGGAGCCGUACAAUCUGUAUUUCUGGACAUGUAUUAGAAUUAGAUGACCUAAAGGCUGAAGUGUUCACAGAAAUUCUUAACUAUAUCUACAGUUCCACUGUGGUUAUUAAAAGACAAGAGACUGUUUUAGACCUUGCAGCUGCAGGAAAAAAACUAGGAAUAUCAUUUCUGGAAGAUCUUACAGAAAAGACUUUCUCAAAUUCUCCUAAACUAUAUUCAUUUUGCAAUGCAGAGAAGGGUGAAGUGAAAGAAGAAAAAAGACAGGAAGAGUCCGCUAUCACAAAUGGACCAAGAAUUACAAAUGCCUAUUCAAUUUUUGAAUCUGAAAAUAGUAAUAAUUUGUUUUCUCCUCUUGACUUGAGAGCAAGUUUUAAAAAAAUUCCUGAGACAACUAAAGCAUCCCAAGUUAGUCCAGAGAGGAAUGGAGCUUGCAAAGAUGUAGAGCCAGCUAGUACUUUAGCAGAACAUUCCUAUGCUGUUACUGCAAGCUGUGAUGCUUUUCAGCGAAAUUCCUUUUAUCAUCCUGAGAACAACCCUCUUUGUAAACUAACUGAGAAUGGUUCUGAAGCAGUCCAGCCAGCGCCUUUGACAGAAUCAACAACUCAAGUGUUCAAUACACCAAAGACUGCUUUUAAUUCCCAGGUUACUGAUGUGCCUUCAGUAAAGGUACCAGCCCACAAAGGAACAAAUGCAGAGAGUACACAUAAAGUAGUAAGUGAUCAGACAAUUUCUCUUCCUAAAACACACACAAAUACUGGCAAUGUUCUCCCUUCCCAAGACAAUGAAAAUAAAUCUGAUCCUGUUUCAGGGUCAAUAGUCACUGCCAUUCCACACAUUUAUAAUAGUAACUGUUGUACAGAAUCAUUUAAUGAUGGAGCCCAGUUCAGCACUCAUCUUCAGCUUCACACACAGCCUCAAGAACCUUUAGUCUGCAAAUACUGUAGUAAACAGUUUGAAAGUACUACUGGACUAGAAGCACAUGAACAAGUGUGCAGAGGAUUGAGCAAUGUAUGUGUUCAAAAUGAAAAUGAGCAGCAUUAUUUGGACAAUUUUGCUGCUGCUUCUAGUGCAAAGACUGGUGCCUCGUAUAUAAACUCAGAGCCUGCAAUGGAUGAAAAUAAUCUCACUGAUCAUCCUGUCCCAAAUUGCACAUUGCCAGAAACAGACCACUUUGUGAACAUGGUUGAUGGACAGAUACUUUAUACUUGCAAUGUUUGCAAACGUACCUAUGUUACCUUGUCCAGCCUUCGAAGGCAUUCAAAUGUUCAUUCAUGGAGAAGAACUUAUCCAUGUCAUUACUGCAACAAGGUAUUUGCAUUAGCAGAAUAUCGUACCAGGCAUGAAAUCUGGCACACAGGAGAAAGACGAUAUCAGUGUAUCUUUUGCCUUGAGACCUUUAUGACAUAUUAUAUACUCAAAAACCACCAGAAAUCUUUUCAUGCAAUUGACCAUCGACUAGGAGUAAACAAGAAAACUGCUAAUGGAGGCUUGAAACCAAGCGUGUAUCCUUACAAACUUUAUAGGCUUUUGCCUAUGAAAUGCAGAAGAUCAUCAUAUAAAAGCUAUGAAAACUCGUCGUAUGAAAAUAUCCAAGUUGAUGAAGCCACUUCUAGUACUUCCAUAAUUCAGAAUACUAUUAAUUCUGAAUUACCAUCACUGAAUUUUUCAAACAAUAUACUGUCAAAUACUUCUGUUUCCUUGGAUACAGCUCCAUGUAAUGAUGCAGCAGCAGCUGUGAACCCAUCACACAUUUCUUCCCAGGAAGCUAGUGCAUCACAAUCAGUCCUUAAAAAUGAUAUUACUUACUGUACUGCAAGACCAUUGGCCUCUACUGAACUUAGCUCUGGUCCUCAGGACUAUAAAUCUUCUAUUAUAACAUUUAGUAGUAGCAAUGCCAGUGAAAAUUCAGCCUCUGUUAUUAAUUAUAGUAAUUCAACGUCUUCUGUGAUAAUGCACAGUAGCAGAGUUUCAUCUGUAAUAAUGCACAGCAAUGCUAUCAAUGCAAUAGGAAAAAAUAAUAUAGGAAGCUCAGAUACUACAUUCAGCCAGGCAGCAAGUAAUGACCAUGUACAAGGGUUAGAAGACAACAAAAGAGCAAGAAGCAAUAGGGAAAAGAAGAAAGUGCCACAGUAUGACAGAACAGAGACAUCAGAGGAGGUAACAUAUGUGGCAAGUGCAGUAAAGUCCUCUAACACAACCACAGAUAUUUUUGAACCUUUGAAUAAGACUGAAACCUACAUUGCAAAACCUGCUUUACCAGGAACAUCUGCUGAUAGCAACGUUGCCCCUCUCUGUCAAAUAACCGUCAAAAUUGGGAAUGAGGCUAUUGUGAAAAGACAUAUUUUGGGAUCCAAACUGUUUUACAAAAAAGGCAGAAGAUCUAGACAUGAAUCAAAAGAAGAGCAUACGGUUCAGGUUGCAGAGCGAGAAAAGAGAGAGAGAAGCGUUUCUCGAGUCUGUAGGUCAGACUACAUUGAGCUCAAUGAAAUGUGUGAUGAUUUAAGUGACCAUGACUCUAAUGAUAAGCCCUGGAGACCAUAUUACAAUUACAAACCCAAAAAGAAGUCUAAACAACUAAGAAAAAUUAGAAAGGCAAAGUGGAGGGAAAAGUGCAGGAGCAAGAAUUCCUACAGAAGAAGUGAAAAGGCAGGAGUCAUAAAUUAUGCACUUAGGAAUAUUUCUGGAGAAAAGAAUCUCAGUCAAGAAGAUGAUGAGAAAAUGCCAAGUCUUCACUGUGAACUCUGCGAAAGACAGCACACUUCUGCUGAAGAAGCCUUAGAGCAUUUGCACAGGGACACAGUUCCUUCUGAGUCUUACAUUUGUGACUUAUGCCAAAAACAGUACCAGAGUCCAUCUGCUCUAAGGAUGCAUAUGCGGAGUCAUGCAAGAGAGAAACCCUACCCUUGCAAAACCUGUGGGAAGAGCUUUUCCAUAUCCGGAAACCUAGAGAAGCAUGAACGUACCCACUUGGGUGUCAAAGAUUUUGUCUGUCAGUAUUGCCAUAAGGCAUUCACUCUGAACGAAACUCUGAAAAUACAUGAGCGAAUUCAUACAGGAGAAAAGCGCUAUCACUGUCAAUUCUGCUCUCAGAGUUUCUUAUAUCUUUCUACCAAAAGGAAUCAUGAGCAAAGACAUAAACGUGAGAAAAGCGGGAAAGGAUAUGCAUGUUUUCAGUGCCCCAAAGUUUGCAAGACAGCAGCUGCUCUUGGAAUGCACCAGAAGAAGCAUCUCUUCAAAAAUCCCAAGCAAGAGGAUAAAAAAGAUGAUUUAUUUCAUGAAAGCACUAAAUCUUUCUUGAAUCAACGUUUUGUUGACUCAGAUGGACAGCACACAGCUAAACCUUUGAUUGCUCAACGUUUCAUUGACCCAGCUGAGCCUGAAGCAAGUAGCAUUCAGAAUGUUGGACUUUGAGAGAGAAAAAUCAGAGAAAUGAAAGGAAGAAAGACUAGAAAUACAAGUAAUUAAUGCAAAAAAAAGUCUAGAUACAUGAAAAUUCUAAAGAGGUAUUAUUCCAGAUAUAAAUAUGUUUAAUAUACUGUAUAAAAAUGUGCCAUAAAGAAGCAAAAAUUGGAAUUGUAAGAUUUCUGGUGCAGUUUCUUGUAUGAAGUGCUAAUAGCAGGUGUGCUUCAUCCCAUGGAAGAAUGUCUGCACUUAGGCAGAGGAAAACAAUCUGCCUAGUUGAAAUCUUUUAGUUGGAGACUAAAAUUAACCAUUGAACUAGGUUAAAACCAUUCAGAACAAAACAAAGGCAAAACAUAUCAGCUGACCAAUUUAUACUGGAAAUAGAAAAAUAUGCACCCACUAUUCCUAAUCAGAAUUCAAUGUUAAUUUGUUUUCAAAAUUCAGUGCUGCACUUUAAUUUUCCAUAGUUCAGAAUAUACAGCAUUUUGCAAAGAUUCUAAUUUUUUGUCAUCAGAAAAAGCAGCACCAGCAGUUCUGAAUUUUGAACACAGUUAGAGAAAAGCCUUGUGAGGACCGUUGAAUAUAAUAAAUCUUUGUGUUGUUGAGCGUGCACUACAGUGUUUUAUGGGCUCAUUAUAUGUUAAUGCUAUCAGACAGGCAGCUUAAUCAGCAAAAGAGUUAAAUACAUAUGGCAUGAUCCUCGUUGGACCAAAUGUGCACUUGGGAUGGGAUUGAUCUAGGAUUAGAUGGAACCCUUCCCUCCCUUCUGGACCAUAACACACAGACCAUUACUUUCAAUGGAAAGCCUAUUUGUGCUUCCCUGAUGAGCAUAUAGCCAUCCUUCUCUUUCCCAGGGUCCGGAUCAACAUUACUUAUUUUUGAGCAAGAGUAAUAUGCAUGUUAAAGGCCAGAGAAGAUGAAUGGCAUGCAUAUAUAGGGAAUGUACAUGGACUUCCUAUUUAAAUUCAUUGUUAGCAUACUGGAGCAUAUGCGCGCCUGUGUGUGAGGGCCAAACAAGAAAGAUACACUGAGCUGUGUGUCAGUACCUUUCCAAGUAUGUAGCUAUGCCCAUAUUGGUUGGGAGUUGGAUCUGAGAUUUAAUCAGAUGCUAAUGGGUUUAAAUUCAAGUACUUAAUUAACUGGCUUGUGUUUUUGGUUAAUUGUCACUGGGUUUUACAUGGAUCCAGUUCAGUCUGCUCUUAUGACAUGAGAAAUAUAACAAAUUUGUGACAGCCAGUGUUAUUCCAAUUAAAUCUGAGCUCUGAAAGUCUUGAUGGUUUAUAGUGAGACAGACCUACCUAAAUAGGAUAUGAGAUACAGGCAUUCUGUAACAUCAGAUGCAACAUCUGAGUUUUCAGUGCUGUUUUUUCAUUUUAUUUAUUUUUGGUACCUUCUUUCUUAUUUAUAUAUAAUGUUUACCUUGGUAAAAUUUUGAGAUAUUGUAAAAAUGCACUAUGCUUCCCAGGGGUGGUUUAAUAGAAUCUAUGGAAAUUUUGAAAAUUGCACAGCCCCCAAAUCUGAUGUUUAGAGCAUCUUUAUAAAAUUUCUUCAUUUUGCUGCCCUUAUAGAAUUGCAGACUAGUAUUGACUGAAUUAUAGCAGAUAUCCCCUGCUUUAGCUAAAGCUGCUCUGAAUUUCCUGUAUCUCACCAGGAAGACACAGACCAAACUUCUGGUUUCCAUAUAAGAAAACUAAUGCAAAAAAAGAAGAUAGAAAUCUUGGUUUCUAGAUGCCUUUAUACUUAUGAGUCCCUAUGGGAUUGAAACUCUGGUUAUCCUGCCAAUAGGGAUAUAUUUCUGUGGCAGAAAUAUGGCAGAGAUGGCUGUCCAACUCUUGGUUUUGGAUCAUUGGAUCAUUAAGUUGCAUACCUCCUCAUUGUCCUGCUGACAGGUGACCAGAGAACUAAUUAUCUACAUUAGGAAGCAGUUUUUGGAAGAUUUUCCAGCAGAUAAUGAGCAUUUUUCUAAUGAAAAAUGUCUCUGGGCUUUGGCUGCUAGUUAUACACUUUAUUUGUGUUGAGGGUCAGCCAUCUAAUACAAAUAGCCUGUUUUGUGAAGAUUUGUUAUUUAUGGCUGCAUAUAUGUCUAUGGCUACAAAUAAAGUUUGUACAGAAAUCCCCCCCCCCCCCAAAUAAAACAAAUAUGAUAAGAAAGACAUUCAAUAAGAUAAGCAUUUAUCAUUGUUUUGUAUUGGUAUUGGAGAGGAGAAGAUUUUGUUGCCGCAAUCACGAGAUUGUUUUGUAAGGCUAUGAAAAGGGGGAUAUUUAUGUUUUAAAGUUUUGGAAGGUAUGUGGCUCCUAAUGUAUAACUUGGGGAUGGCUCUAAAUAAUAUUUUUAAUACUACACCUGACACAUUUUCAUAACUAUACUUUAUUUAAAAUGAAUGGCUUGUAUCCUAAAAUCAGUGAAUUGACUUAUAUUUACAGAAGGCAUCUUUGCCACUUCUCUCUUCCUGCUUGAAGCUUGGAAGGCCCUAUCAGAAUAGCUUGUAGUGCCAAGACUGCAGCUGAAAUGGGAUUGGCAGAAAUCCCUCUAUUCUUGUAUGAACACAGCAUGAGUUGGGGGGAGCUGCCUCAUUACAUUUCUGGGUUGUUCAUGAGGGCAGUGGCAAAGAUUUAACUCUGUUCACAGAUCCUAGGAUCCUAAUAAUACAGGAUUGGAUCCAAACAAGCCCUUCUGUUCACAGACUGCCUUCUUCCUCUUACAUAUAUGUCCAUGAAUGGAAGGGCAUCUUUGCAUCCACUUUAGAAUACUUAACUUUUACCUGGUAGUUGUUUCAUAAGAAAAUAAUGUAAAUUAAAUAUCCCACAAUUGAUGCCAGUAUUGAAAAAACCUUUUCUCUACACGUGAACGUUUUUUGUUUGUUUCUUCCAUAGCCACUUUGGAUCCCCUAAAAUUAAAUGUUUAUAGUCUUACUUUUAGUGAGAUCUCAAAUAACUUAUGACAUUUUCAAAAAUGACAUGUAUGUUAAUGACUCUAGACCAAAGCAAAUAAUGUGUAAUAUUUAUACAUAGCUAUAAUUUUACAAAUAUUUUCUAUAAUUGUGUAAUUCAUAUGCAAAAUAUCUUGUGUUUGUUUGAGGGCUUUGUAUAUUUUGAUAAAUUAUAAUACCUUUGUAAUUCUGUAUGUUCCCUACAGUUUAUAGAAAAGCAGGUAUAAGAUGGCAGCAUCAUGUUUAUAGCUAAACACUGGGAUAAAAUAUUACUUGUCAAAUUAGAAGUAAAACAAGUAUAAAUGAUGGUACAUAUUGUUAAGGACAGUAAAUUGCUACAUUAUGGCAUCUGUAUUUUAGUUUAUAAAUUAUUAAUAUCUGGUGUUCAGAACUGUGAAAACAAUCCAAUUUUAUUUUUUGUAUUUCUUUCAUUAAAAUAACCUGUCUCUGUUUUUGGAUUUUUAAAAA
Heteronotia binoei (common prickly gecko) is the source of this 7552-nucleotide messenger RNA. RefSeq names its product zinc finger and BTB domain containing 38 (gene ZBTB38). NCBI's taxonomy places the organism in Eukaryota, Metazoa, Chordata, Lepidosauria, Squamata, Gekkonidae. The coding region runs from base 567 to 4163 and encodes 1198 amino acids. The record is from RefSeq and is a predicted model, not a curated record. Gene Ontology annotation, molecular function: protein binding. Gene Ontology annotation, biological process: regulation of immune system process; regulation of cytokine production; negative regulation of transcription by RNA polymerase II. The transcript has 2 exons.